This is a messenger RNA of Symbiodinium sp. CCMP2592, 3597 nucleotides long. The record is from the annotation of a GenBank genome assembly. NCBI's taxonomy places the organism in Eukaryota, Dinophyceae, Suessiales, Symbiodiniaceae.
AUGGCUUAUAGCUACAGGGCAGGAGGAUCAUCAAGACGUGAUGCAUGGGUCCCACUGGUCAACCAGCCAGCAGUCGCCCCAGUGGUUGCAGCCCCUCGCAUUGCAGCUCAGCCGUCGCAGCCACGGAGCAGGGGCAGCGACGUGGUGCAGUUUCUCUCGCGGACCUUCUACUUUACUGAGAAGGAGAACGCGCUUAUACGAGUUGCUCGGGUGGGGUCGCUGUACGGUCAGUGCUCGGUGAAUUGGAGAACAGAAAGUGGAUCGGCGCAGGAAGGCGAAAAGUAUCACGCUGGCAGUGGUACUCUCGUCUUCGGUCCCGGCGAGUCUCUCCGAAGCUUUGAGGUCCAGGUCAUCGACGACGAUUUUUUCGACUCCAAUUUGGAGUUUGAGUUGGUGCUAGAGGAUGCCAGAAACUGUGUCAUCGAGCCGGCGAGUGCCCGAUCUACGAUAAUGAUCAUGGAUGAUGAUCUGUUUCCUGCAAACGAGCUGGAGGAAGAGCUGAAGAAGGAAGACGAGGCCGGACUGUACACUAUUGGUUGGCAAGUGCUGUGGAGCUUUAUGAAGUUCAGCUAUGGGCACGUUCGCGAGAUCCGGUGGAAGACCAACGUGGUCCUUUUACUGUCGAUGCUAGGGAAUGCGUACUACCUUGGUACAAUCUUCAUCCGUGUGUACUUGGUUGAUACAGUUCUCAACACAAGAGAUGAAGAGUCGUCAUCGCGACUGCUGAUCCCAGGGGAUCGGAAUGGUACAGCUGUUGCGCUUGCCUUGGCAUGGAUUCUUCCCAACUUUAUUCUGCUGGGCUCCGACUAUUUUGAGAUGGCCGUUCUGGAGAUGGGUUUCAACAUCCGCUACUACCUGCGAGUGAACUUGUUCAGAAAGUACCUCCACUACACACAACAGUCGCGAGCUCGUGUGCCCAUACAGGACCUCAAGAUCAGCAUGAUGGACGAUAUCCCAGAGCUAGUCUCCCAGGGCUACCUUGUUGUUUUCGAACUGUGGGCCAUGCUGGGGAAAAUUGCGUGCAUUGCGUUCUUCAUGCUGCGGAAGCACCCUAACAGCGCUGUUCCGCUCUUCGUUUAUCCGGUGAUCCUGGCGCUGUAUAUAAGGUGUACGUACCACAGGCGGCUAGACCUCAUGGCGAAAGAAGGAGAGGGCCAAAGCGACACGACAGGAGCUGUUAUGGAUCUGAACACUUCCCGCCGUUUGCUUUCCUUGUAUAGCGGGAAUUCAGCGGCGGUGCGAAACUUUGAGGACAUCUUGCGACAUCAACGAAGCCUGACAAUGGAUCUCAAACGGUUCCAGUUUUGGAACGCGCAAGUCAUUCCGUGGAUCACCCUCCUCGCCAUUGGCAGCUACAUGGCAUCGUCACCAAAGGUGGUGCUCUCUGGCGGGACGUCGUUGGGUUCCUUCCUCGCGACGGUGAAUGUAUACAAGGACCUGGGCGACCGUUUCUCCACAAUACUGAAAGGCUUCACAGCUCUGAGCAAAUCGAUCUCACCAUUGUGCGGGAUCACCCUCCAAUUGAACUAUGAGACAGAAGUUCCGGCAAAGAAGGAACUCUUCCAGAGGCGUGAAUCGUUCACCUUGGACUGGUUAACUCAACAUGCACCGUCGGGUGCAUCAUUGGACGACGUACCCAUCGUGUUCACGGAUGCCACAGUCGUGCACAGCCCCAGCAUGAAAAGAAAAGCUUUCUCCGCGGAAGCACCGCAGGGAUCAAUCAUCCAGGUGGCUGGUCAUCAUGACGUUGGUAAAAUGACGCUCCUCCAGCUGAUCAGUGGACACCUCUCUCCGUCUACCGGUGAAGUGGUGAUCUCACCACAUCUGGAGGUUCUCUAUGUUUCCCACGAGCCAUUGUUUAUUCAAAGCACCGGACUGUUUUGCAAUCUUCACAUGAUUAGCACGGUCGAUGAGAUGGAGGGUGUGAACAUUGAGCGAGGCCUCAGAAUCCUUCAUCGGUUACGGCUGGACAAGCCCUGGAUCAAGGAGCUGUAUGAGUCUGAAGCCGCGUCAUUGCAGGAAGCCGCCGAGGCCAGUCCCACAUCAGAGGACGGCAUGUUCGGAUGCCUUGGGGAGGAGGAGAAGGAGGAGGACGAGGAAGCGGAUGAAGACGGUGACGCAUGGUUCGAUCGACUUAGCACAAGUGAACGGGUUCGGUUUCAGCUGGCACGAGCGUUUGUUGCAAAUCCGCACGUUCUCGCAAUCAAUCGUCCAGUGCAAGAUCUGGAUGACGAUAUGAGGCAGGCAGUGCUGUCCUGCAUGAAAGAGUUUGCCCAGAACAGAGGCUUGGAGGUUGACGAUGGGUUCGACAUCCGGCAAAGGCGUCCGCGCACAAUCAUCUUCACCACUGCGGACUCGGUACGAAUUGACAUUGUGGACACUGUAUGGCGGCUGUCGACUGACAGCGGCGUUGCUGUGGAGAGGUCCAGCAUGCUGAAGCCCCUCACGUCCCCGAUCAGCGGCCUGGUGGACAGGAAGCAGGCGUUGCAGAGGGAAGAGAAGGAACGGGAACCAGCAAAGAACCGAAGACGGGUUAGGGGCGGUGGUUGCGGAGGUGGGCAGGGGAGGAAGGGCGAGAAGGAGGCAGAGAAGCAGCAAAAGGCAGUGCUGAGAAUAAAGCAGAGUUGGGGGCGGUGGGAGACGAUGGGGCAGCGGGGGGAGGGAGCUUGUGCAGCGAGCCCGGUGCCCGGAAAGAGAAUUCAAUGGGGCGAAAGAGCGUUGGGUAUGGCCUGGGAGGUUGGCAGAGCCGGAGCCGCCGAUCUCACGCAGUCGGCUGCGGUGCUAUUUGGCUUUGCAGGGCUGGCCGCCAAGCCCGCUCGAGCGGCUCAAACCAAGAGUGCUUUGUCCACGGAGGACAAAAUCGCGAUUCUGAAAGAGGUGCAGAGUAUGGGCGAUGUUGCAAUGAGUGCACCGACAGUGGAGGAAGAAGAGGCUGCAUGGACGAAAAUGCUGGAGCGCUUCGCGGGGCUUCCGGACAUCGAGGUUCGCGUGCGCAGCAACCGUGGCAACUCACUAGCACGGCAAGGCAAGCUGAAGGAAGCUCUCGAGGAUUAUAACCGUGCGAUCGAGCUGGUCCCCGAGGCAGUCGAUCCUCAUCUGAACCGUGGGGCUGUUUAUGAGUCCCUGGGCCGGCUGGAGGAUGCUCUAUUAGACUACGAUGUGGUUCUACAGCAGGAUCCCGGUGACCCGGCUGCCUGGAACAACCGUGGCAACGCCUUACUAGGCCUCCAGCGAUUUGAAGAGGCCAAGGAUUCGUUCCAGCAGGCUCUCGACAUCUCGGGCUCGCAGCGCUUCGCCUUUGCCGGAGUGAACCUUGCUCUGGCACAAUACGAGCUUGGCGAGGACGACAACGCAGUUCAAACACUGCGGAAGCUGCUAGCACGAUACGCCGAGGCUUUUCCCGAUGCGCGUGCUGCCUAUGCAUUAAUCAUGUGGGACAAGGACCCCAUCCUUGGAGAGUCAGAGUGGGACCGUGCCACGGCCGCGGAUCCGCGCUACCGGUCAGCUGAGUGGGUUCAAGGCUUUCGCCGCUGGCCCCCUCGGCUCCUGGGUAUUUUCAGACGCUUUGCGUCUACCACUUCCGUCAAGGUGAAAUGA